Molecule: messenger RNA, 3814 nt
Organism: Fundulus heteroclitus (mummichog)
Lineage: Eukaryota; Metazoa; Chordata; Actinopteri; Cyprinodontiformes; Fundulidae
Product: sodium- and chloride-dependent GABA transporter 2-like
Exons: 14
Coding region: 1-1737 (578 amino acids)
Biological process (GO): sodium ion transmembrane transport
Cellular component (GO): membrane
Source: RefSeq, a predicted model, not a curated record
AUGGCAGACUCUCCUUGUGAAAUGUACCAUAUCCCAGGAAAGAAAAACUUGGAGUCUUUUGAGGAGCGCGGCAAAUGGGAGACCAAAAAAGAGUUCAUCUUGAGUGUAGCUGGUGCUAUUAUUGGACUUGGCAAUGUGUGGAGAUUUCCAUAUCUUUGUUACAAAAAUGGUGGGGGUGCAUUCUUCAUCCCGUACUUCCUCUUCCUUGUUACCUGUGGGGUUCCUCUGUUUGUCCUGGAAACAUCACUGGGCCAGUACACCAGUCUGGGAGGAAUCAUGUGCUGGAGGAAGAUCUGUCCGUUGUUUGAGGGUAUUGGAUACGCCAGCCAGAUGAUCAUUUUCUAUGGAAACAUCAGCUAUGUUGUGAUUUUAGCCUGGGCAUUCCUUUACUUCUUCUUCUCAUUCUCUGGAAAGUUGCCAUGGGCCAGCUGUGAUAACACAUGGAAUACAGAUCGUUGUGUGGAAAUAAACAGCUAUAAUACCACUGCUAACUGGACCUUAGCUGUGAAUGCGUCAUCAUCUGUUAUAGAGUUUUGGCAGCGGCGGGUGUUAAACAUAUCCACUGGCAUAGAAGCCAUGGGAAGCAUUCGGUGGGACCUUGCAUUGUGCCUUCUGCUGUCCUGGUUCAUCUGCUACUUCUGUGUAUGGAAAGGAGUGAGAUCGACAGGAAAGGCUACCUACUUUACUGCCACAUUCCCCUUCAUCUUGUUGGUGGUGCUGUUCAUCAGAGGAAUGACCCUUCCUGGAGCAUUCCAUGGUAUCAAAUACUACCUGUACCCUGAUCCUUCACGGCUAGCUGACCCACAGGUCUGGACAGAUGCUGGAACACAAAUAUUUUAUUCCUAUGCCAUUUGCUUGGGGUACAUGACGACAUUUGGGAGCUACAACAAGUACAACAACAACUGUUACAGAGACUCCUUCUAUCUUUGCAUGCUGAACAGUGGGACCAGCAUAAUGUCUGGAUUUGCCAUUUUCUCCGUUCUGGGCUACAUGUCAGUACAGCAGGGUGUUGACAUCUCUGCUGUUGCUGAAUCAGGUCCAGGACUUGUCUUCAUUGUCUACCCCCAAGCUGUCACUCUGUUGCCUUGGCCUCAGGUCUGGUCUGUGUGCUUCUUCUUCAUGAUCAUCUUAUUGGGUAUCGAUGGACAGUUUGCAGGGCUUGAAAGCAACAUGACCUCUUUAACAGAUCUCUACCCUUCCUACCUCCGAAAGGGAUACCGCAGAGAGCUUUUUCUGGUGCUGCUCUGUGUCGUUAGCUCUUUGCUUGGAUUAUGUUUAGUCACAGAGGCUGGAGCGUAUAUUCUGCUGAUCUUCGAUCACUACGUGUGCAGCGGCCCCACUCUCCUCCUGAUGGCCAUUUUCCAGUCAGUGAUCAUUGGAUGGAUUUACGGUGCUGGACGCUUUUGUGACAACAUCGAGGACAUGAUUGGUUACAAACCUCUGCUGCUGUUCAAGUACUGCUGGCUCUAUUUCACCCCUCUUGUUUGCAGUGGAACUCUGGUAUUUCUGCUCCUGAGAUACACCCCAAUGAGGUUCAAUAACAUGUAUGUCUAUCCUUGGUGGGCUUACUGGAUUGGCUGGUUUCUGUCUAUGUCAUCGCUAUCUAUGAUCCCAAUUACCAUGAUCUUCAAACUGGCCAAAGAAAAGGGAUCUUUCUGGCAGCGACUCAAGACAACCUCCCAGCCUGCAGAUGACCUUCCAGGGAUGGAGAAGGAGAUGAUAUGUAUCAAGAAUUGAACCAUGCUCGCAACAAAGAACAAAAAAAAACUGUAUCUUUUUCUUAAAUACAACUUAGUGGCUCAUUAGAUAAAAAGCAAUACUAUUUAAAUAUUUUCUACACAUGAUAGUGUUUCUGCAACAUUUUUUUUAUUCCAACCUUUCAGCAAAUGGUUUGAAGUGCCUCCUUUAGAUUUAAAGAGACAGCAUCAAAAUGAGUUGCUUUCAGGCACACCAAAGAACAAGUUUUAAAAAGGGGGUGACAUAAUGACAUUCAGCUUGAUUAAAAGCAGAACUCACAAUAUACUCAAGGGGGAUCUGUUACAGGAAUCAGGGAAAAUAUGCUACACCAUUAAUCACAAAAUUACGAAACAAUACUUAUUCGUAUAAAUGGAUCAAUAACCAAAAAUCCUUCAAAAAUUAAUUAUAUGUUUGAUUCAAAUCACUUCAGUAUAUAUUAGCAAAGAACCCAAAUAAUUGAAAGUGCAAAAUUGCUCAUUCUUUUUAUUUUUAAGAAUAAUGUCCGGAACGGAGUUCCAUAUCCUCCAAAACCAAAACAAAGUCCUGCAAAGGUUUUUCCGUUUAUGUCCAAAGUCCAAAAUGAAAAAUUCAAACGUCAAAACCCCCUCCAAAAAAGACAAGAAAAAAGAAAGGUACCACCAAAAUUCCCCAAAAAGAAAAAUUAAUUCCAGAUCUCACCGGAAGUGUCUUUGUUUCCCCUCGGUAGUGUCCUCUUGCACCGGGCGGCGUCCAUCUGACCAAAGGAUUACCAUUCCACUUUAUAUAGGCCGCAACGGAAUGAUUUGAAUGUGUGAAGGAAGAACUGAACAUCUUUGACACCUUUAUAUAAUAUUAUGGCCUAAAAAAUGUGUUUUAGGGAACAUGGGGUAGUGGAUCAUGUGGUACUGCCUAGGCUUUUAUCCUUAGUGACAUUUUUCUUUUUAUACAAUACAUUUAUGUUUUGAAACCAGUACUUUUACAUAUUUACUUAAGUAAAAAGCUUAAGUUGUACAGAAGUACCGAAGUAUUUUAAAUCCUAGUAUCUAUAGUUAUACCUCAGUAACAAAUGUGAAUACUUUUGACACCUCUGGAAAAAAGUAUGUUCAAUCCCAAAUUUAUGUGAAUUCUCUUGUUGAUGGUGAAUUCAACAGGACCACUGCAACAUUUUGGAUGUUGCAGUGGUCUAUUAGAUUGAUGAGUCUUCUUGUGUUUUUGAAAGCAUAACUUUUGAUACAUCCAGCCAGGAUCUGCAUCUGAGCUAGAUGGACAUGUAGAAUCUUUAUCCGGCUCGAGGAUAUAAUUUAUUCUAGCACAAUUCAUGUAUAAAGAGAGUAUCAAUGUUUCUCUGAGAUGCUGUGACUAUCUGUUGGAAGGUGGGGACAGCAGGGUACAGCAAAGGCCAGAAUUAUUUGUAGAAGUCUGCAGGAAAGCCAUCACAUCUGCAGAAAAGAUCCAUCCACAUUUGGACCGCCUACUUUAGCAAUAUACCAGUCUUUGUUGUUGAUGUUGAUAACAACAUAUCUCCCUUUGGGAUCAAAUAUGCUGUUUUUGCAGGUCAAGUGUGUCCUAUUAAUUAAAUUGCUACCCCUUUGUCUUUAGAAUAAUAGUUAAAUAAAAAAAUUGGAUAUUUUUAUUUACUUAGUGCAUUUGGAUGAUCUUGACGGUUUGUUUCCAUUAGCCCAAUCCAGUUGGCCAUGUUAUCCCUUCGAAAAAUACUGUGCUUCCCGUCCAGCCACUGAGUGGGCCUGAGAGUAAGAAAGAACUGAUGUCUGGUCCCAUAUUGGACAUGGGCAGAAUCCCAACACCUAAAGACAAGUGCAAAGGAAAAGAGAUCAGUUGGAUUUAUGAUGCUCACAGAUGCUGAAGGUACAUUUAAACUUAACAGAGAAAACCAAAGGGCUUUCGGACAAAAUCACAUGAUAAAAUGUUUUGUAAAACAUGAGAUUUAUUGAUUUAAAUCCUGAAUAUGAACAAAUUUGCUACAAACCCACCCAUAUGUUGACUUAUGGUGCAUUCAUACCGGAGCGAGUGAUUUACAUGUCAUCCCUAUGAAGAGGCUAAUUUAGGAGCAAAGCAAUGCGAAGGACAUAUUUCUGGU